Molecule: messenger RNA, 381 nt
Organism: Aureobasidium namibiae CBS 147.97
Lineage: Eukaryota; Fungi; Ascomycota; Dothideomycetes; Dothideales; Saccotheciaceae
Exons: 1
Biological process (GO): positive regulation of proteasomal ubiquitin-dependent protein catabolic process; protein polyubiquitination; ubiquitin-dependent protein catabolic process
Cellular component (GO): ubiquitin ligase complex; cytoplasm
Molecular function (GO): ubiquitin protein ligase activity; ubiquitin conjugating enzyme binding; zinc ion binding
Source: RefSeq, a predicted model, not a curated record
UUACCACAAGAAGAAGCCCGGAGUUUCAAACAGAAACUGGAAGAAUUAUACACGCCUACUAAGCAGCGUAUCUACUGUGGCAACAGAGACUGUGGGGAGUUUAUACCGCCUCUCAUGCACGAAUCGGAUGUUCUCGCUGUCUGUCAAAAGUGCAAACGGUCGACGUGCAAGUCAUGUCGUGCUCUUAAACACGACGGGGAUUGCGCAGGUCCCUCGAAAGAAGACGAGCAAGCAUUCGCUCUCAUAAAAAAAGAAGGCUACCAAACAUGCUCUGAAUGCGACAGAGUGGUCGAGAGAACGGAGGGUUGCUCGCAUAUGACCUGCGCUUGCGGACACGAAUUCUGCUACCACUGCGGCGGCCCGAUCAAGACUUGCAACGGA